Priceomyces carsonii is the source of this 1116-nucleotide messenger RNA. RefSeq names its product FG-nucleoporin. NCBI's taxonomy places the organism in Eukaryota, Fungi, Ascomycota, Pichiomycetes, Serinales, Debaryomycetaceae. Gene Ontology annotation, cellular component: nuclear membrane; nuclear pore nuclear basket; nuclear pore central transport channel. Gene Ontology annotation, biological process: nuclear pore organization; NLS-bearing protein import into nucleus. Gene Ontology annotation, molecular function: structural constituent of nuclear pore; nucleic acid binding; phospholipid binding. Bases 1 to 1116 code for a protein of 371 amino acids. The transcript has a single exon. The record is from RefSeq and is a predicted model, not a curated record.
AUGACUAGUAUUCAAGGAAGCGCGGAUGACUUGAAUCCUACUUGGUUCCAGCAUUCUAAAAGGAGGACAAUUCCAAACCACUUAGUACCAAAAAAGAAAGCAGGGUUUCAAAUAGCAUCAUCUACAUCGUCAAAAGGAACAAAGAAGAACACUUUAGCACCUUCGUCUUCUUCCAACCAAUUCAACUUACUUUCUUUUGGAAGCCAGCAACGGAAAAGUUUGAGUCAGGGUGGUACUUUUGAUUCAAAUAGCACUGUAUUUUAUGAUUCAACGUCCGGUGACAUAAGCAAGUAUGAUGAUACAAUUAACGAAACAAUACAUGAGGACUACCCGGAAUAUCCUACCAACGAUGAUGUUCCUCCAUCAAGGUCUAUAUACGAUUUGAAUGAUGAGGUAUUAAUUUCUUUGAAUAAGCCUGCUCAUCAUGCGGAUUCGUUCAUCAACAAAGACCCUAAGAAUUUCAAUAAUGUUUUUAGCAAACAUGACCUGGAAAUUGAUGAAGGGAAACCAAAAGAGAAAAGCGCAUCUUUAAACCCAUUGUCUCAUAGCGAGUCAGCCAUCUUGGUUUUUGGAUACCCUGAAUCAAUGUCAUUACAAGUCAUUCAGCACUUUAUGGAAUUCGGAAACGUUUUAGAGAAUUUUGAAAUUAACAAUUCCAAGAAACCUACUCUAGCUUCACAUACGUCGCAAAAGAAGAUAGUCCCUAUCUUCAGUGGUAGAAGUUGGAUCAAGAUUACUUUUGAUAACCCUGCAUCUUCAGUUGAUGCGUUGCAAGAAAAUGGAUCUGUAUUUAACGGUGUAUUGUUAGGAGUGGUCCCCUACACUAAGGACGCAGUUGAAAAGUUGGAAAAGAGAAAAUUGAGUGAUGAGGAAGAUAUUGGGUCAGGAAUCGAUCUGCCAGUACCUGCUAAUCGAACAAGAAUUGAAAAUGAAAACGAAGUCGCUGAUCUGUCUUCGUCUUACAUGACUAGACUAGAUAUAAAGGAUGGUGCAGGUCUUUUCUUGAAAUCAGAAGGUAAUUCAAAUGAUCCUUCCAAAUCCUCUAACAAUAAAAAUGAAAAACUUGGGAUACUUCUGAAACUCACGAAGAUCAUAUUUGGGUUUCAUGAAUUAUAG